UAUACACUCAAAGUGCCUAAAGAAGCAAAAGCUCACAGCGGCUUCUGUCUGUUGAUUCCAUGUCAAUUCACGUCUCCUAAAGAAGUGGGGUCUUCACCUGUUGGCAUCUGGAGGUCUGUUUUAUAUGAUGGCACGGAGGUUUCAAGAAAUAACCAAUCACUAAACCUAUGGAGUAACCUCGAUGUUUUCUUGGUUGGUGACUUAAAACAAAAGAACUGCACGACCUUAUUAUACAGAAUCCAACCUGAGCACACAAGAGAGUAUUACUUCAGAGUAGAAGGCACCUUUAAAUAUACCUUUAAAACGCCUGUCAAUCUUACAAUUCAGGACUCUCUAGACAAGCCAGUGAUCGACACACCAGCUCAGAUGAUGGAGGACACAGUCGUAACUCUCAACUGCUCUGCUGCCGCUCCUUGUGCCGACGAGAAUCCCUCCAUCCGGUGGGGCAACCUUCUGAACGGGAAUGCGACUCAGAGCGAGACCACCAGGGCUGAUGGAAACAAAGACGUGCUGUCCAUCCUGACUUUCAGAGCCUCCUUUCUUCACAACAAGAAGACCCUCACCUGCAUAGCUCAGUACACCGUGGGGUCUGUGAACAAAACAGCAAAGGAGACCACAGCCCUUAAUGUCCUCUAUGCACCCAAGAAGACCUCAGCUUCAAGUCAAGCUGGUGGAGUUUUAGAAGGUCAGUCUGCGACUCUGAACUGCAGCUCAGAAGCAAACCCACCGGUGGGCCAGUACACCUGGUUCAGAGGGAAUGAAGAGACCCCGAUAGGCACAGGACGAACUCUGACCUUCAGUCAAGUGACGAUCAGUCAGGCCGGAGCGUAUUACUGUCAGGCAAGAAACACACAUAGAGCUGAGACGUCACCGCCUGUGACACUGGACGUGCUGUAUCAUCCAAGAAACACGUCUGCUGUCACAAAUGUUCAUGGAGUGAUAUCAGCUGGCACGUCUGUGACACUGAGCUGCACCUCCAAGGCCAACCCACCUGCCAAUUACACCUGGUUUAAGGUAGACGGACCCUCCGAUUCACCCCGAGGAUUCAGACAGGAGCUGCUCAUCCGUAAAGCUACGCAAACCGACAGCGGGAGUUACGUCUGUCAGGCGGAGAAUCAGUAUGGACGAGAAAACUCGACAGCUUUGACCCUGGAGGUCAUGUGUGCAUGAGGUCCAACAAAAAAGGUGAACAUGGAACCAACAUGAAGUCGUCUGAGCAGACACAGAGUCCACCACCACAGGAAGGAGAGAACGGCCAUUAUGAAGCUUUACAGAGAAGAGAGGCAUCAGUCUAUGAAACGAUAGAG
Messenger RNA from Polypterus senegalus (gray bichir), 1307 nucleotides. Its product is annotated as carcinoembryonic antigen-related cell adhesion molecule 5-like. Bases 367 to 1170 code for a protein of 267 amino acids. The transcript is spliced from 6 exons. Lineage: Eukaryota; Metazoa; Chordata; Cladistia; Polypteriformes; Polypteridae. The record is from RefSeq and is a predicted model, not a curated record.